AUUAUUAGUUGAAAAUAAAAAUUUCUACACACCGAUACACAAAUAGAUAUGGCAUAUGAAGUGCCCUUGCAGGCCCUCUUAGGGUUAGUGACAUUGAUUUUUCUUCCUCUGGUGGCUGAUGUUGUCCAUGCAAGCACUGCAUGGAGACUUGCAACUAAAUUAUUGGAGGACGAUGGACAUGACAUUCAUACGGUUGCCCGCACCCACAACCGGCCAAGGUUCGGUGGUGGCCCUUGGAAGCAUGCUCAUGCCACAUUCUAUGAAGGCGGCCCGGGAACCUUUGGAGGAGCUUGUGGUUAUGAGGAUGUGAUAAAAGAAGGGUAUGGCCUGGACACAGCAGCGUUGAGCGAGGCUUUAUUCAACAAAGGGCUGUCUUGUGGAGCAUGCUAUGAAAUCAAAUGCGUCGACAACCCUCAGUGGUGCAAGCCAGGACAGCCAACUCUCGCCGUCACAGCGACCAACAACUGCCCCCCCAAUUGGAACCAGCCAAGUGACAAUGGAGGGUGGUGCAACCCUCCACGUGAGCAUUUUGAUAUAGCCAAACCUUCGUUCAUCAAAAUUGCCGAGUACAAGGCCGGCAUUGUUCCGGUCAUGUACCGCAGGGUUCCAUGCCUGAAGAAAGGAGGAAUUAAAUUCACAAUAACUGGGAAUCCAUAUUUCAACCAAUUGUUGGUGUGGAAUGUGGGAGGAGCUGGGGAUGUGACCGGAAUGCAAGUGAAGGGCAGCAAGAAGCUCAAAUGGACAACGAUGAAGAGGCUAUGGGGUCAGAAGUGGGAAACGGACGCCAAGAUGGUUGGCGAGUCAUUAACCUUUCGAGUCAGAGCGAGUGAUGGUAGAUACUCAACCUCAUGGCAUGUUGCUCCAAGCAAUUGGCAGUUUGGCCAAACCUUCGAAGGCAAGAAUUUCAGGUAGAAAUAAACUUGUAAAUAAUGUUAAUGUUGUUUGAUUUAUGGGAAGUGAUUUUCACAUACCCUCUUUAGCUUUCCACACAUUUUUCUUUAUUUAUAAUUAUUAAAUUGAAUAAAUCAAACAAAAUCAACAUCCAGAAUUAAACAGAAGUGUGUAAGAAGCUAAAAAUAAUGUGUGAAAAUUAUUUUCCUUAUUUUUUAAA
Messenger RNA from Malus domestica (apple), 1111 nucleotides. RefSeq names its product expansin-A9-like. The record is from RefSeq and is a predicted model, not a curated record. Gene Ontology annotation, biological process: plant-type cell wall organization. Gene Ontology annotation, cellular component: extracellular region. Lineage: Eukaryota; Viridiplantae; Streptophyta; Magnoliopsida; Rosales; Rosaceae.